Mya arenaria is the source of this 2090-nucleotide messenger RNA. RefSeq lists its product as uncharacterized. The record is from RefSeq and is a predicted model, not a curated record. NCBI's taxonomy places the organism in Eukaryota, Metazoa, Mollusca, Bivalvia, Myida, Myidae. The coding region runs from base 548 to 1126 and encodes 192 amino acids. The transcript is spliced from 5 exons.
AUCAAGAUGCACACUAUGUUGCAGCAUAUUACAAGUACAUGAAGCAUUUCUGUGUCAUGUUCAGAGACAAUACACACUUUGUUUAGAUGACAAAGCUAUCGUUCCCAUUGGAGAGCCAAGUGUUCCGAUUUCUACAGGUGUUAGGGGACAUAACAAGGUUCUAACUCAAAAUGAUGGUCCAAGACUUGUGGCCUCUGACCAUGACUUCCACAUUGGAGGUAUUGUACCGUCAGUGGUACUAGUAUCAGACAUUCCAGAAAAUCCAAGCGAUAGUUUCUUCAAAGGUCAUGUUUUUGUGUCAUCAAAGGAUAAAGUAUUUGAACCAUCGGCACCUUUCCGUCAUGCAAUAGAACUGACAAGAUUGCUUCAAGAAAAUUACUCUGAAAAUUCGCUAGAUUUGGACCACUCUGUAUUGUGUAUUCUGACAGAUGGUGGACCAGACCAUCGCCUCACAUAUGACUCUGUUAAGACGUCAUUGCUGGAAAUAUUCCUUACACUUGAUUUUGACUGCUUAAUAGCAAUUCGCACUGCUCCAAAUCAUAGUUGGAUGAAUCCGGCGGAGAGGUGUAUGAGCAUUCUUAACUUAUCUCUCCAACAUGUGUCUUUAAGAAGGGAGAAAAUGCCUGAACAGUUUGAAAAAAUGGUAAAGGGAAAAGCCUCCUUGGCAGCAGUUAGAAAUCAGGCUGAAAUUCAUCCAGCAUUGAAAGAAGCCUUUCAGUCCAGUAUUAAGCCUACUAUAGAAACAGUCAACAAGCGGUUUGAAAGAAUGAAACUCAAGGGAGAGAAGCUUAAAGUUUAUGCAGGAGCUACCGAAGAAGACAUUGAAAGAAACCUAGACAUUGUAAAGAUUGCUACUGGCUCUGCAAGGACAUCAUUUAGCUCCAGCAGCAAAAGUAAAGACUUCAAGAAUGAUGGUCCUCUUCAGAUGUUCCUGUCAUCUCAUGGGAAAUCAUCACACUACUGCUUCCAGCUGAUGAAAUGUACUGACAGGGACUGCAAGUAUUGUACCAACAAUCCAGUACGUAAUGUGACGAUGUACAAAAGCUGUCGUUCUUGCCGGAGCCAACACCAGAUGCAAGUGGGGCACAUUAUUUGCCAUUUAAGGAGGUGUACGGAAAACCUUUGACUGUUGAUAAAUUCCGUCCCUCAGCUAGAAGCACGGACUUCGAUGAUGAAGCUGUUGAACAGGACAAGAAGAAUAGAGAAAUUCUAAAGGCUACUAAGGCUCGUGAUGUGGUCAGGUGUGCCGAAUGCCGUAAACCCAGGGUUGUGUACAGUCCAAGUAAAACAGACAGAGAACAGGAUGCUCUACUUCGAAGGAUGAAAGAGGAGAAUCUGUACGUCUGUGGUGAUCCCAUGGCAGAUGAUUCAGGUCUGGUCACACUGAGGGCGAGUUACUGCACGUCAGAUGUUGAAAUUGCGUAUUACAGUUCAGGUUUCAGCAAAGUUGUGCCACCAGUAUGUUGUUAUUGUGGAACUGAAGAUUAACUAUUGGAUGACAAUCAUGUCUACAUUCAGGAUAUGUACACAAAAUUCUCCAAAGUGCGUCCACUAUGUAAAUUAUGCCAUGGAAAUGGCCGUGUUGCAAAAACUUGGGGAAAGAAAUUCAUUAAGAAGAGAAGGAUGUAAAAACAUUUAACUCAACUGCAGUGUAAUUAAUUACUUCACAUUCUUGAUUGUGUACAACAGUUAAAUUUAAUUCUGACAGAUUGUAUUGUAAUUGUCAUUGCUUAGUUUUUAGUCAUCUGUUGAUACAAUGUUUUACAUUUGUGAGCAUAUCAUGCUCUGUGGCAUUCAUUUUAUGUAUAAUGGUUCUAGUCAUGAGGCUCUAGUCAAUGAUUAAGUUUUGAUGUUGAACAGGAUUAUUAUGUUUAGGUUUAUUGAAAAUCUAGUCCCCUUAGUUUUAUAAAUGUUUGGUGUUAAGAGGUGAAACAUUUUACAAACUUGUCAAGGAAUAAAACAAUAGAUCAGUGAUACAUGUAUAUGUUUAGCUCAUAACAUUUUACUGACUUAAAAAUGUGCAGCUCAUUCAAGUUCUAUUUUUUCCAAGAGAGUCUGGAUUUUUAUUAUCUCAAUUAUGGUGAUUUCAU